AUGAACAAUCAUUUUAUUUUUCCAGGAUCAGCGUAUUUCAGAUGGCAGCUAUGAGCCUCUUUCUUCCCUCUUUAACUAAUGUUCAUGGGUUGUAGUACACCAAAUAAAAGUUCCAAGUGGUUCAUUGGUGUAUGAACAAUGGAUUCUCUGGAUCAUAUGCUCACUGAUCCACUGGAACUGGGGCCAACUGGGGAAGGAAAUGGCACCCAAAUUAUGGAGGAUUGCAUGCUGGGAUCCAUACGCAUUAGCCUUCCUGAAGAUCUUUUGGAAGAUCCUGAGAUCUUCUUUGAAGUUGUCAGUCUUUCAACCUGGCAGGAAGUAUUGAUGGAUUCACAACGAGAACAUUUGAAAAAAUUUUUGCCCCGCUUUCCAGAAAACAACCCUGAAUACCAGAAUAAUCUUAUCCUGUCCCUGUUUAAUGGAGAGAAUUUCCGAUUUGGAAACCCACUUCAUAUUGCCCAAAAACUCUUCCGGGAUGGACAUUUCAAUCCUGAGGUGGUGAAAUACAGACAGCUUUGCUUCAAGUCCCAGUAUAAGCGCUACCUCAGCUCCCAGCAGCAGUACUUUUAUCGAUUGCUGAAACAGAUUCUUGCCUCCCGGAAUCAUCUUUUAGAACUUGCUAGGAAAGGGGGCCAAGAUCUGGCCGUGAAGAGAAAAUAUUCCGCAGCUGCUUAUGCUGCUGAAGAACGAGAUAGACGAACACAUCAGCGAUACCUUAAAAUCCUCAGGGAGGUUAAAGAAGAAUGUGGAGACACCACCCUAUCUUCUGAUGAAGAAGAUUUGAGUUCCUGGAUUCCAACUUCUCCAGCCCACUGUUCAAGUCCUACUGUUCCUCUCAGAGUGAUACCCACGUUAUCAACCCAAGACAUGAAAACAGCAGAUAAAUUGGAUUUCGGUGAGAAUAGCUUGAAGAUGAUGCUGAAGAAACACCAUGAAAAGCGCAAGCGCCAACCUAAUCACCCAGAUCUCAUGACAGGGGACUUGACUCUGAAUGACAUCAUGACCCGUGUGAAUGCCGGCAGGAAGGGAUCUUUGGCAGCUUUAUUUGACCUUGCUGUCCUCAAAAAGAAGGUGAAGGAAAAGGAGGAGAAAAAGAAAAAGAAGUUAAAAGUGAUUAAAUCUGAAGCUGAAGAUUUCUCUGAAUCUCUUGGCAACCCUGAAGGGAUUCCUCCUGUUUCUCAAGGUCCCUCCCCCAUUCCUCCCCUGUGGGAUCCUCCAUCUCUCCCAUCUGUUAAAGAAGAGCCUCUUGAAGACAUCAAGCCGUGUCUUGGAGUAAAUGAAAUCUCUUCCAGCUUCUUUUCUCUGCUUCUCGAGAUCCUGUUGUUAGAGGGGCCUGCUAGUCUCUCAGUGCUUGAAGAUAAAGUCAUGGACUGGCAGUCUUCUCCUGCCAGCACAUUAAACAGCUGGUUCUCCUUUGCUCCCAACUGGUCAGAACUGGUUUUACCUGCUUUGCAGUAUCUCACUGGAGUCAGCAGAGAUGCUUCUUCCAGUUUUUCUCCUUUUGUUGAAUUCAAGGAAAAAACUCAGCAGUGGAAAUUGAUAGGCUCUUCCCAAGACCACGAGAAGGAGCUAGCAGCCCUCUUCCAGCUUUGGUUGGAGACAAAAGACCAAGCUUUCUUCAAGGACAAUGAAGACAGUUCAGAUGCUACUACACCAAUUCCCCGAGUAAGGACUGACUACGUAGUCCGGCCUAGCACUGGAGAAGAGAAACGAGUUUUCCAGGAACAGGAGCGUUAUCGGUACAGCCAACCUCACAAAGCUUUUACCUUCUGCAUGCAUGGCUUCGAGUCAGUAGUGGGCCCCGUGAAAGGAGUGUUUGAUAAGGAAACCUCUCUAAACAAACCCCGGGAACAUUCUCUGUUGCGGUCAGACAGACCUGCGUAUGUCACCAUAUUGUCUCUUGUUCGGGAUGCGGCAGCCCGUCUUCCAAAUGGAGAGGGAACUCGUGCUGAAAUUUGUGAGCUUCUGAAGGACUCCCAGUUUCUUGCUCCUGAUGUCACCAGUGCUCAGGUUAACACUGUGGUGAGUGGCGCUUUAGAUCGAUUGCACUAUGAGAAAGAUCCCUGUGUAAAAUACGAUAUUGGUCGCAAAUUAUGGAUAUAUCUCCACCGAGACAGGAGUGAAGAGGAGUUUGAGCGGAUUCAUCAGGCCCAGGCAGCUGCAGCGAAGGCCAAGAAGGCUCUUCAGCAGAAACCAAAGCCUCCUGCAAAGACAAAAUCCAGCAUCAAGGAGAGUUCAGCGAAAGGGGUGACCCCUGGCAGCUCUGAGCCCAGCCAGCUGAGCGUCAGUGAUUCCAGCAUGCCACCGACCCCUGCAACUCCAGUGACACCUGCCGCACUUCCUUUGCCAGCGAUGCCUAUUUCACCCCCUCCUGUCUCUGUGGUCAGCAAGAGUUUGUCUUGUGUUGCAACCGAGCAAGCAAAAUCCAACCAAAGCAUCCUUUUAGUAUCUUCUCCCACCAUGCCACAGCUUGGGACGUUGCUCUCCACCCCGCAGAACACGCAGGCACAGCCUGGAUCUCAGCUGCCCACCCCGCGGACAGCUAGCCACACCACUUCCUCAGGCCUCCCACAGGUCCGAGUGGUUACCGCUCAGUCUACCCUCCCCGCUCCAUCUCAGCCAGCCCCAGCAGUAGCACAACAGCAGCCAUCUCUAGCGUCUGUACCUCAGAUCCGGGUUCCUUCCACUUCUGCGCAAAGCAAAGUCUUCUCUCAGGCUGUUGUGACGCUUCCAGUGAAAGCUCAGACCGGCCCAGUCCAAGUGCAGAGGACAACUGUUGCUGUAACUGGAACAGCUGGUGUCCCUGGGACAGGAAUUUCUGCAACACCUACUCCUGCCCCCAAGCCAGCAAGUAGUUCUCCAAACAGUGCAGCACCCAAUCCUUCCACUACUUCUUUGUCCUCCUCCUCCUCCUCCUCUUUAUCCUCUUCCUCUUCAUCCACCGCUGUCCUCCAGAAUGUUGCUGGCCAAAAUAUCAUCAAACAGGUGGCUAUUACUGGACAGCUGGGCAUGAAAAGCCAGGCUGGGAGCAGCCUCCCACUUACAACAUCCAACUUCCGUAUUCAAGGCAAGGAUGUUCUGCGUUUGCCUCCGUCCUCUAUCACCACAGAUGCCAAGGGGCAGACGGUUCUCCGCAUCACCCCAGACAUGAUGGCUACCUUGGCCAAAUCGCAGGUCACCACUGUCAAACUGACUCAAGACCUCUUCAGCACUGCUACUGCCGCUGGGAGCACUACUGCAGGGAAGGGCAUCUGUGCCACCUUGCGUGUGACGUCAAGCCCCAUCCAGUCCUCGGACUCUCCUGCCAAGACCAGCACACCUACCUCUGCUUCGCCAAGUUCUGCUGGACCAACCGUGGUCAAAGUGACACCGGACUUGAAAACAGUGGAGUCUGCCAGUUCAGCCUUCAGACUUAUGCCUGCUCUAGGCAUGUCCAUGGCAGAGCAGAAGGGCAAAGCCAUGACCACAAUGGCAUCCUCAGAAGCCAAGCCAGCGGCCACCAUAAGGAUUGUGCAGGGGAUGGGGGUGAUGCCUCCCAAACCUGGCCAGACAAUUACAGUUGCCACUCAUGCCAAACAGAUGCCGCCUUCUUCUGUGAGCGUGUCUGGCCCUGUCCAUACCUCAGCUGUUUCUCUGCCGACCAUGACAGCUUCUGUCUCCAAGGCAGUCGCUGUAGUGUCAGGAGCGGCAGGAACACCCAUAACUAUAGGAACAGGAACCUCCACUGUGCGACAGGUCCCUGUGAGCACCACUGUGGUAUCCACCUCCCAGCCGGGGAAGCUGCCUGCCCGAAUCACCGUGCCCCUCUCGGUCAUAAGCCAGCCUGUGAAAGGCAAGAACGUGGUGACUGCUCCCAUCAUCAAGGGCAACCUUGGGGCCAACAUUAGCGGGUUGGGGCGAAAUAUCAUCCUCACCACAAUGCCAGCUGGAACAAAACUGAUUGCCGGGAACAAGCCAGUGAGCUUCCUGACUGCCCAGCAAUUGCAGCAGCUGCAGCAGCAAGGCCAGGCUGCCCAGGUGCGGAUUCAGACAGUCCCAGCCUCCCACCUCCAGCAGGGAACAGUGUCUGGCUCUACAAAAGCGGUAUCCACUGUAGUUGUGACAGCGGCCCCAUCUCCAAAACAGACACAGGAUCAGCCAUGAAACUGUCAACAGUUAUAUUUUUUCAAGAAUCGCUCUAGUUCUGUUGUGCCAUUUCCACCUGAGUGAUGUCUUGCUCAUGCUGGACUUGGCAAAGGUGUUUCCCAAUAUACUAGAAGCAGCUCUGGUGGUCCCUUGGGUUCUGAGCAGGCAGAGCCACCCAUACAAGUACAGCUAGUGUCGCAUUUUAAUGAUGUCCACGUUGAAUUGAAUGAUUAGGGGUCCCUUUCAAUUCUUGGCUCGUGCUGGUGGGAAUGUAAUGUUUCUACACGGGAUUCUGAAUAAGACAAGAAGAAAGGAAGUGCUGGAAGUAAUGGAUCCUGGAUCAGUCUGGACUUCAAUUUUAUUCUUUUUGCAAUCUGGAUUUUUAAUAUUUGUUCCCUCUGCUUUUGUCUCUUCUGUCUGUGUAUUUUUAUAACUGUUUUUUUUAGAACGGAGACCAUUUCUGGCUGAUGCUUCUCUAGCCUGCACCAAAUUGCACAAGAGAAUCUUGUAUAUAGAUGACUUAGCUGUGAAUAAAGCCAAAAGUCAAGUUCCUCUUUUGCUCCCUCUACCCAACUUUGAAAAUGUUGGUGGCCUUAAUGGGACAUGAAAACUGCUUCUUGAAAUGACAGGUGAAGGCAGCCUCGAUCCAGAACUUGGUCACCACUUACCUGCUCAUUUUAGUGGAGAUUGAGCCUAACUAUUGAUUUUUAUUGCUUUUUGAAUAAAGAUUGCCAAACUUUAUGAAUGAACUUCUGAUAUCAGCUCAGCUAUAUGAUCUGAAAAUUUGUUAUAUUUUUAAGCUAAUUUUUUAAAAAAAUAUUAACUACAGAAAUGGAGAUAACUAUAUCUAUUUAAUCUGUAUUUAUGGUGAGAGAAAAAUGCCACAUCUGUGAACCGUGAUAGCUCAUAGUUUUGCAUUGUCUUGUUUUUAAAGUCAGAUAGCUACUGGCAGAUAAUUAAUGUUAAGCAAUUUUAUUGUAUUUUAUUGUUAUAAAUAGGAAACAGAAGCUAGCUUCACUUUGGGGUACAACUGAUCUGACAUCAGAAGAGUUGGAAAAGCAAGAGUUGGAAUAGUAAAUAAUACACUGGAGAUUGAAAAUGGCAGAGUAUUUGAUAACUAGUAAUGAGAAUUGUGGGAUUUUGCACACAUCUACCAUUUUAAGCACUUUUAUUCAAACAAUACAAGCAGCUCCCAGGUUAAGAACA
Molecule: messenger RNA, 5331 nt
Organism: Python bivittatus (Burmese python)
Lineage: Eukaryota; Metazoa; Chordata; Lepidosauria; Squamata; Pythonidae
Source: RefSeq, a predicted model, not a curated record